UGGUUGACGUAUCGUCGUCAAAAGCUUUAUGCUGCAGUGUCCUAUUCCUGCUGCUGUUUGAGCACAGUUCUGGCUGUUGAUAACGCGAAAAUCGCCAAAUACCUAUAAACAGUACUGGAUUGCUAAACCUACAGCAAGUGUCUGCCUUUGUUUGACUGGCUAGGUUUUAACCAAUGGAAGAUAAGAAGAAGAAACGGAGCCCAAAGGUUUCUUUGGCCCAGCCUCCUCCACCUUUCAACCCACGCAAGCUGUCUGUGCCCGCAAGCAAGAGUGCCAUGUUCUCUUUGGGGCUCCCACAGCCACCCUCACCAAAGCAAAGAAACAAGUUUAAAAGACUGCACAGAGAAAAGGUAAAGGUUCUUCAUCCAUCCGAGCCAGUUAAGCCACUACAAUCAUCACCACUGCAGCAUUCUUUCCUGACAGAUGUGUCUGAUGUACGGGAAAUGGAGGGAGGGUUACUUAGCCUGCUCAAUGACUUCCACUCUGGCAAGCUCCAAGCCUUUGGAAAGGUCUGUUCAUUUGAACAGCUGGAGCAUGUGAGAGAAAUGCAAGAAAAACUUGCCAGAUUGCAUUUUAGCUUGGACAGUCACAUGGAGGAGUUAUCUGAUGACCAAAAAAAGUCUGCCUCAGACCGCAACCUUGAGCAUCUGCUGUGUAAUCUGGAAGAGCUUAGUAGUUCAAUUCAGAAACUUCAUUUGGCUGAAAACCAGGAUCUCUUAAGGGCGUCUGCCAACUAGAGGUCUAUACCUGGCCUGCCCACCCGUCCCCAGUUUAAACAAUCCUUGAAUAACCUACUCAUAUGCUUCCCUAACACAUUGGUUCCCCUCUAGUUCAGAUGUAACCUGUCAUGGUGGAACCGGUACCAUCUGUUCCAAAAGGAGUCCCAAUGUCCCAUAAACCAAUACCAAGAUUUGAGGCAUACAUUAAGCUUUCUGAUAUCUUCAGUCUCAUCUCAUCUGGUGUGUGACACAGACAGAACUUCAGAGAAGACUGCCUAUCAGUUCUGGUCCUCAGCCUGGCACCUCACUCUUUAAAUUUGGAUUGCAGAACUGAUAGAUUACCAUUAUGUAUUUCAUUUGUUCCAACAUGGACAAUGACAACUGGAUCCACCCCUGUUCUGGCCAAGAGCCUAUCAACUCAUCCAGGGAGGUUCCCCCCCUGUACACCCGGAAGGCAGCACACUGUGCAAGACUCUCUGUCUGUCUUUGGAGCAAACCUGCACUUCAAUCUAAUGACUGAGUCCCCAACUUUCAUAACCUCUGUCUUUCUGGGAUUGGUUUUUCAUGCCUGCUUACCACCUUAGAAUUUUCAGAGGCAACAUCCAGCUCCUCAAGGACAUGAAAACUGUUUGAAUUUUCCAUUUCUGGGGUUGGAUGGAUACAACAGAGCAGUUUCAAACAUUAAAAGGAAUCUAAUCUUCAGGUGUGUGCUUGUAGACUAGACAUUUUAAAAAUAGAUUAACACAUCUAGACUUUUAAUCAGUUUUGUUGUUUGGUUACUUGCCAAUACAGAUGAAAUUGUUUCUAUAUAAUUUUCUUUUUUUUGUAGUCAUAUAUUUUAUGUGAUAUUGUGCAUGAGUCUGGUAAACUUGCAUAAUUUCAAUGAACAUCUCUGGCAUUUGUGUUCCGCCUUUUCAGCACUGCAAAAACAUUAAUUUCCAAAAGUGUACUUUUCUAAUUGCCAUUGUAUUGUAGAAUGAAAGAAUGUAAUUUUCUUUAAACAUUACUCAUAUUGUGUGUUA
Messenger RNA from Polypterus senegalus (gray bichir), 1741 nucleotides. RefSeq names its product coiled-coil domain containing 28B (gene ccdc28b). The record is from RefSeq and is a predicted model, not a curated record. Bases 174 to 737 code for a protein of 187 amino acids. The transcript is spliced from 7 exons. NCBI's taxonomy places the organism in Eukaryota, Metazoa, Chordata, Cladistia, Polypteriformes, Polypteridae.